AUGUGCGCAACACACGGCACCACUUCUCAAACCAACGGUUCGAGCGCCUCUACCGGCCAACAAAGCUUCCUCGGAAACGCAAUUGAAAUCUGCAUCGUGACCCGCGACCACAAACGCACUAUUGACGGUCUAUUGCGCCUCGGCAUUGGGCCCUGGAAGAGCUACACAUUCACGCCCGAAAACACAACCAACCAGACCUACCGCGGCAAGCCAGCAGAGUUCACACUCAAAGUAUGCUUUGCGCAGGGACCCAAUGUCGUCUACGAGAUAAUCCAGCCUGUAUCGGGCCCAACCAUAUUCGGCGAGUUCCUCGACAAGCACGGGGAGGGCAUCCAUCAUGUGGCGUAUGACUGCCACGGAAUUCCAUGGGAGGAACGAAUGGCUGGGUUCAAAGAACGGGGCUUUGAGCUGGCGCAGUCGGGCAGUUGGCAGGGACGGAAUCAUUUUGCUUUCUUCGAAACGGAGGAUGCGACUACGACUUGCUUCGAGACGUACUUCUUCCCGGAUGACUGGGAGGAUCCUGUGGCUGAUGAAGUGUAUGGUCUUCCUUCUACAGAGUGA
Messenger RNA from Talaromyces atroroseus, 561 nucleotides. RefSeq lists its product as hypothetical. The record is from RefSeq and is a predicted model, not a curated record. NCBI's taxonomy places the organism in Eukaryota, Fungi, Ascomycota, Eurotiomycetes, Eurotiales, Trichocomaceae. The coding region runs from base 1 to 561 and encodes 186 amino acids. The transcript has a single exon.